Molecule: messenger RNA, 5793 nt
Organism: Cryptotermes secundus
Lineage: Eukaryota; Metazoa; Arthropoda; Insecta; Blattodea; Kalotermitidae
Gene: ken
Product: transcription factor Ken 1
Exons: 5
Coding region: 1335-3200 (621 amino acids)
Biological process (GO): regulation of transcription by RNA polymerase II
Cellular component (GO): nucleus
Molecular function (GO): RNA polymerase II cis-regulatory region sequence-specific DNA binding; protein binding; DNA-binding transcription factor activity
Source: RefSeq, a predicted model, not a curated record
UUUGAAACUAGGUGAAGUAACGUUCAAGCGAAUUGUUUACAGUGAUUAAACUACACAGUUAUGUCGUUUGGCAGAAAAACAUAAAAUUGAAGAGACAACAAUGUGGCAAAACUUGGGAAGACAAGCGGAGAAGUGAGAAAGGAAAAAAGAAGAGCUAGUAAGAGCCAGUGGCGGAAAGCGCAGACGCGUAAGAGACGGAAGAGAACGGAAAUAAAAAUUACGACCUUGAGUGUUAGAGAAAAAGGAAGGAGGUGAAAAAAAAUGACAAGUGAAAAAAGUGAUGUGUGGAAAAAACGAAUUCAAAGAAUAAGCUAGCGAGUGAAUGUCUAAGUCUCCCCAGUUGAAUCUAAGCAAGCCAUCACUGCUUGUUGCCAAGUUACUGGGCUUGAAGGACAUUUCUGAUACUUUUACAUCCUUGUGGAGUGAACUGCAAGAAGGCAAGUUCUCAUUAUACAGUGCGUUCGUUUGGAGUGCGUGACGGGAUGAAGUGGCUGCAAGGGUUCCCUCAAGUUGGGAUUUCUAAUUUUUGUCAGACUUCCAAGCUUUGUGCAAGACUGACAACUGUGCAUUUCAAUUUGAACAUCGCUUUAAAUCACGUAGCAUGACUCAACAAGCUGAAGACCAAUUGCAAGGAUUAAGUGUUCGCACCAGCUGAUAAAUGUGCAUCUGUGAAAUUUCAACAGUGUAUGUGUUCGUGAGAGUGAUGUGUAAUACUGAAAUCCACUCAGUAGGAUCAUGAAGAGUCUUUCAGUGGACAACAGGGUAGAGAUGGCAGAUGUUAACAGUGCUCUUACCAGUUUAUGGUAACAAACUGCUUUCUGCACAUUCAGAUGUGCUGGCCCUCAUGCAAUAAUCAGAGGGUCCAUAUCCUGUGUUCCAAUUUCGUUGGUGUGUAUAUACAGACAUAACUCAUGUGCUAACAACAAUUAAAUAAAAGCUUUUCUUUUUUGUUAAACAAAUGUGUCCAAAUAUUUUACGUUUUUAAUCAGUUUCAACAUCAUAUUGUUCUGCCACAAGGUUUGUGAUGACAGUUUAAGUAUUCUAGAAGGUUAGAAGAUACAUUAGUGAUCGUUGGUGGAUGUUCCUUGGCCUCGUGGCAUGUUUCAUGUGUUCUGACAAAAAUAUGGCAGAGAAGGAAGGUACAACUCCUCUGUCAGUUUUUACAACUCUUAAAUUUGGUUACAAGAAUAAGAAGAAAACCUGUAGCGAAACAUCUCGAGGAUUUAAGGAGACAUGAUAAGAGUGUGCACUGCUGUUCAUAUCUAUGGAAUUAUCUGAAGGAUUUCAUACCCAUUUCCAGGACAGCAUAUAAGACUGACUGGAAACCCCAGACAAUGUUCGACAGCAGCGGUCUUCUGACCCUGCACUAUGGCAAGCAUCAUACAACACUAAUCAAUGAGAUCCGUACUUGGUUUGAUGGAGAGUGCUUUGCUGAUGUUGCACUUGUAUGCGAGGGAAAGGAGACGUUAAGGGCACAUCGCCUUGUUUUAGCAUCAUCUAGUCCUCUAAUCAAGCAGGUUCUCCAGGAGACUCCGUCUGCUGAGAGCCCAGUCACCAUCCAGUUCCCUGGUGUGCGUGCUGCAGACAUGAGGCUGCUGCUGGACUUCCUGUAUACUGGCCAGGCUUAUGUUCAGUCUUCUGAUGUUGAUAGUUUACGUGAACUCAUCCAGCUUCUUCAGAUAAAAUCCGACUUUCUGGAUGAAAAAUAUUCAGAACCACAAGCAGCCCAUUCACAAGGAAAAGAAUCUCCAAGGCAGUGUGAACCACAGCUGAGUGAAAGUUCCACGAACUCUGAAUCUAGUGGCAAGGAAGGAUCAGGGAAAGCCAGCAGAGACAGCAACAAACAGCAAAGCACAGAUGAGAUCUCAAAUGAGUGUGGUGGUUCUGCAAAUAAGUGUGACACUAAAAGUGAGACCCAAGAAUUUCCACUGGCAAAUGUGACAGUGAAAAAAGAAAUUCAAGAGGAAGAAAGUGAGGCAGAAGAUGACGGAAAAGAUGCUGGGCGAAUCAGUAAUGUUCGGGACAGAAGCAUACACCAGAAGUUGACACCAGUUAGGAGACGCAGCUCAUUGAAUCCAGUGAACCUGUCUAUGUCGAAUGCUGAUGAGAGCAGUGACUCACCACAGUCCCCGGGUCAUGUGAGGAGUGCUGAUGUAGGCGAGCAUAGGGAAUUGAGUGCUGACACAUCUGACAGAGAUACUGUCACAAAGCCUUCCAGGCGUAAGAAGCCAACAGGUGUCCAAAUUAUCAGAGACUUUCCAUUAGGCAUUGAAAGCGAUGAGAGACAUCACCAACCCCAUGAUAAGACCCUGGCAUCUCUUCUUCCACUAGAUGUUGCCCACCUUCACCACCGAACCAAGAGAAAGCCACACUUCACCAGCUUCUAUUCUGAACCAGAACCAGACUGUAAGCUGCCAGAUGAUGUAGGAAAACCUUCUGACACAAUGCAGACAUCACCUGAUAACUAUGUAGUCACUCCACAUCGUAAACGCCGUCCAGGGUUCCACAAUUCCCCUGCCCAGAACCCACCAUUUGUACCUUUAUGUCCAUCCUACAUUGAUGACAUCCCAGUACAUCGUGGGCGUGGUCCUCACAGCCAUCUGCCUCUUCCACUGGCUGCCUCAUCAGCACCACAGUACCUAGAUCGCCCCACUGCUUCACCGGGACCUGGAGAUCUAACUUCCCCACCGCAACAACAUGGCCCUGAAGAAGUCAAGUUCCGACCAUCCAGUGGAGAUGGCAGCUUGUCAGGCUCAGCUGAAUUUGGAGCAAGAGAAAUUGGAGCAGGAUGGGGCCCUUGGUCAAUCUGUCAAGCCCAGGUGAAUCCAGGAGGUGGUGAAUCACUUGGUGGGGAAGGUGGCUCAGCGACAUCCUUAGCACCUGGGAAAGCCCCACCAGUUAGAGAAUAUCGUUGUGAGUACUGUGGUAAACAAUUUGGUAUGAGCUGGAACCUCAAGACACAUCUGCGUGUGCAUACUGGUGAAAAACCAUUUGCAUGUCGAUUGUGUGUAGCCAUGUUCAAGCAGAAAGCACAUUUAUUGAAACAUCUGUGUUCAGUGCAUCGAAAUGUGAUCAGUGAAGGGGGUGAAGGUCGAUUUAACUGCUGCUUCUGUGAAGUUUCAUUUGAAAGUUUGCAGGAGCUCAUCAGACACUUGUCAGGUCCACACAACAAUCUUCUGCUCAGCAAGAAUCUCCAGUGAUUUGUCACAUUCAGCAUACCUUGUCUGUGAAGAUACAGAGUGGGCUUAAAGUCACAAUUGGGAGCACAUGCAAGGUGACCAAAAUGUGGCAUAACCAUGAGAAAGAUAUAAUAUAUUUUUAAUUUAUUUUAUUUAUCUUCAUUGUCCUUAAUGUUGCAGCAUACACAUUAACAAGAGAUGUUGAAAGUCUGUUCCUUCUUUGCAGUUCAAAUUCAUUCUGGGAUAGUUCUUGUUACUCAUGCUCUUCUCCCACGAAAAUGAUCAGUGAGAUAUAUUGUCAAUUUAUUCAGAGCCAAAUAUGGAAAUACUCUUCUAUGUAGUCUGGCAGUCCAAAAAAAUCAGUACAUAGAGUAACAGUCAUGAAUAUGCAGUGUUCUCAUGAAGUAACUCAUAUUGCUCUUGAAGAGUUUACACACUUGAUAUAAUGCAUGUACUAUUUGAGGUUAUCCAUUUUCAAUAUUAUAUAAACACAUAUUUUUCUGUGAGAAAAUUUUGUCAGUCAUGUGGAUAGUCCUAUUAUCUGGUUACAUUGAAUUUUAGUGUCACAGUAAUAAGAAUUUCUUUAUUGCCCAUCCGAUAACUUAAUAAGAGAUAAUGUCCAUAGUAUACAUACUGUGUAACAACAUGUUGCUCAAAAAGUACCCCAACAGAAAGAUGUCCAUAUUCUGUGAGGCAAUUUUGAUCGCUCACUUGCCUCAUACAAUUCUUAACUUCUCAAUGAGCAAUGCUGAAGAGUAAACCAUUUAAUUAGACACACUUUUGCCAUUAUGUAAACACUAUGAAUGAAAACUGCACAUUGAACUGCUUUGUAAUGAUUACAGUGGAAUUCACUAAAGAUACUUACAUAUGUGAAUAUAAAGUUUAUUUCUUUCUCAUUUCUGUAUCACAUAAUUUAACCGCAAUUGUGACUUUUGGCCCAUCAAAUAUAUAGCAGUAGUAAAGGGGAACUUUAGAGUGAACUUGGCAGUUCACACACACAAACUUGGGCAUGCUUUGUGAAGAAGAGUCUCAAACCACGAAAUUCUUUGUGUAGUUUUAAAAUACCUUGUGUUUGUACAAAGUCACUGUACAGAUAUCACAGGUUGAGUUGGAAUGGCUCAUCAGUUAUAAUCAUCACACCAGAGUAUUCUGCAGGUUUGUUAUAUUGUUAUUCGUCUUUUUCCUAAAAAAUAAGUUAUUAAAAUUGCCAUAAUUUUAAAAAAUCUGUUACCAUAGAAAACACCAGGGUUCUAAAUUGAAUGGCACUAACAUGUCUCCUGCCUAAAAACAUUUGCAUGGUCACCAUGGUAGUAUUCUUCAUGAGAGUAAUGGUACUGUUGUCUGUGCUGAACAAUGGGCAUAGCUGACUGCCAGACACAGCUUAGUAAUAGGUUCUGAGGAAGCAACCCUGUUCUUUCAGAAUGCAAAGAAUACACUUUUGGACCUAUUAUUCCAUGUUUAAUGCAUGAAGGAGAUAGUUACAUUGAGAAACCUGAAGGGGUUGGACCAUUUUUGAGUCCAAGAAGGGAGGAUAAUAUUGGAGUAGGUAUUAGAGGAACAGGUUAUGUGGGUGUGGAUUGGAUUCAUUUGGAUCACUACAGCAUCCAGUGGUGAACUCUUGUGAACAUGGCAAUGGACUUUGGGAUUCCCUAAAAGAAUAUCUCAUAACAAGUUGAGUGACUAUGCAGCAUGCAGAUAUAGUUAUGAUUAUGUGCUCACUUGACUGGAAAACAACCUGAAAUAUAAAUUUAAAGCUUUUGACUAUAGUGUAACAUACUGUUUAAAGCUAAUAUGUUUAAUUUCGUCCAUUAUCAGAGUUUAUUAAAACUUUAUAUUAGGGAACUUCAUUCUGUUUCUGUCUUCAUAUGACCAGGAUAUGAAAUAAAACCUACUUUGUUGGGACCUUCAGUUUAACUGGCCUCAAACCAUGGACUGUGGUAGGAUGACAGGUGUACCAGUGGGCCCGGCAAAGCAGAUUCUCUUCUAAGGGACACAAUAUAGUAGCAUUUCUUUCAUAUCCUGUUAUCUUGAAGGUGCAAAUAGAACUAAUUAACAAAAGAUAAUUGUUCUAGUGAUCUCAGAUGAUGGACAAUGUCCAAAAUAAUAGCUUAAACAGUCUGGAAUCUGCAGCCUAUUUGUGCUUCAUUGUAGUAUCUUCUGGAAGUUUCUGAUAAAUUAUGUCAAUUCUUAUAUUAGGCAUGUGUUUAUACUGGAAAAAUGUCUUUAUCUCAUUAAAGAUAAUGUGAAACACACAAUGUUUACAUUUAACCCCAGGACUGCCAGCUGUACUUUGUGUAGCCCCAAAUAAAUUUUUUAGUGAUGUGGUAAACACAUAUUUUUGUAAACACUCAAAAUUUCCAUACUUAAGUUCCAUGUUCCUUGAACCAUUUUAAAAAUCUUGACUCUGAUUUAAACACUACAGUAGAUGGUAAGUCUAACUGUUAUUUCUGGAAAGCUAUUGAAUGAAAACAAAAAUCACAUUUUGUUUUGUUUUCACCAAGCUGUGAAACAUAAAUUCAUAAGUCAAGUUGGUUCUUGGUUCAAGUAGUAAUAUUUUUUACUUUUUAUUUGUUUAUUUACAUGUAGUAUAUUUAAUGACACUCAGUAACUCAGA